GCAUGGCAUAUAAAAGCCGAGAAGUUUCUUUCUUCUUUCUCCUGAUUCAUGCAACGGUUCUUUCUACGAAAAAUGGCUACUGAUAGCAGCAAGAAAGUUGACAAUUACUCCAUUCAUGGGAAUUCUGUAGAAGAGAUCUAUGAUAUCCCUAUGGGUGCUAUUAAUCGUCCGAUUCCAUCCAUACUCGAUAGAGAAAAGGUUGAAGGGAUGAAAAAGCAAAUGCAAGUUGAAGAAAGCAAGGAUGAUUUGACGCCUAUUGAUGUGCAUCACGUUCAGUAUAAGGGUCAAGACUAUUAUUUUGCAUUUGGGGGCUGUCAUCGUUGGGCUGCACACAAGGAACUUGGAAAGGAAAAUAUACGUGGAAAGCUUAUUAACACGCCACCAGCAAUGAUGAAGACAUACCUCGGUGCUUCAUCGCCAUUCAAAGAUGCCUAAAAGACUCAUUGCACGAUGCCAACAUUCAAAACGAUCUCUGAAGAAACAUACCUCUCUCCUCCCUUCUUUCUCCCCAAUAUUUUUAUGCUUCCACACAUCAUGUAUAUGUUGUUGCUUUAUUAUUAUAAAUUCUGUGUAUAUGUAGAAUAAAUCAAACUGAAUAAAAUGCAGUAAGUUUAGCUUGUAGAGAAUACAUCGUUUUCACCAGGGCAGUAAACUGGUCGUUCUGCGUCGUAUUCAGC
Zychaea mexicana is the source of this 677-nucleotide messenger RNA. Its product is annotated as ParB/Sulfiredoxin. Gene Ontology annotation, molecular function: sulfiredoxin activity. The coding region runs from base 49 to 435 and encodes 128 amino acids. Gene Ontology annotation, cellular component: cytoplasm. The transcript is spliced from 3 exons. The record is from RefSeq and is a predicted model, not a curated record. Gene Ontology annotation, biological process: cellular response to oxidative stress. Lineage: Eukaryota; Fungi; Mucoromycota; Mucoromycetes; Mucorales; Lichtheimiaceae.